Scylla paramamosain (green mud crab) is the source of this 648-nucleotide messenger RNA. RefSeq lists its product as uncharacterized. Gene Ontology annotation, cellular component: extracellular matrix. The coding region runs from base 56 to 529 and encodes 157 amino acids. The record is from RefSeq and is a predicted model, not a curated record. NCBI's taxonomy places the organism in Eukaryota, Metazoa, Arthropoda, Malacostraca, Decapoda, Portunidae. The transcript is spliced from 3 exons.
CUCGCUUGGUGAAGGAAGCGGCAGUUCAUCCCACGGCGUGACCACAUCUGCCGACAUGUUUUCUGCGGUGCUGAAGGUGUGUCUGCUGGCAGCCACCGCCCUGGCUCUGCCCGGCGGCUCUGGAGGCGGCUUUGGCGGUGGCUUUGGCGGCAGAUACGGAGGCGGCGGCGGCGGCGGUGGUGGUCAUGGUGGUGGCGGCGGCGGCGGGUUUGGUGGUGGAUAUGGAGGUGGCGGCGGUGGUGGCGGCGGCGGCGGCGGCAGCGGUUAUGGCGGCGGCUAUGGAGGCGGUAUUGCAGUACCCAUCCCUUACAACUUCGACUACGGCGUCUCAGCGGGCAGCACCAACUUUGGCCACAGCGAGAGCGGUGACGGUCGCGGCAACGCCCACGGCGGCUACUGGGUUAACCUGCCCGACGGUCGCGUGCAGAAAGUUGACUACUGGGCUGACGGCAGCGGCUACCACCCGGUGGUGACUUACCAGGGCACCGCCGUCUUCCCCGCCGGCAGUGGCGGAUACGGAUACCACUGAUGAAGACACAGAAUCCAUAAGUGUGCCACAAGACUCUAGUAAAUAUUGAAUGACACUGUACUGCACUACACGUACCAUUGUAAUUGUCGCCACUUAUCAAAUAAAGCGCUGCAGGUGAA